AUGGAAGCGAGGCUCUCCAAAACUCUGGGCCUCCCUCCUCCGAAUCAUAAUCACUGUCACCUUUCCAACGAUUUCAAUUCCCUCUUCACGUACUUCUCCGAUCUCACAUCCGUCCAGAUCCCUGAAGCCAAAAAAGCCAAAUCUUCGAGGAGAUCGGUAUCGUCGAAGCCGCCAUUUGCGUCUGUUUCAGUCUCAGAUAGACCGGAAUUAGUGAAAUGGGUCAAACCUCCUGCAUCAUCAGAAAGCAGUCCAAAGAUUCAGACGACAUUGAUGAAGCAACUCUCGGUCUUAGAGCGUGCACUAAUCGGUGCAGGAGCCGGUGGAAUCGCCGGAGCUUUCACGUACGUUUGUCUUCUCCCAUUAGACACAAUCAAAACAAAGCUUCAGGCGAAAGGAGCAUCUCAGGUAUACAGUAGUAGUUUCGAUGCAAUUGUGAAAACAUUUCAAGCAAAAGGGAUUCUAGGUUUCUACAGUGGUGUCUCCGCCGUGAUUGUUGGCUCAACGUUUUCCUCCGCCGUGUAUUUCGGUACCUGUGAGUUCGGUAAGUCUCUCCUCUCCAAAUUCUCUGGAUUCCCUCCGGUGCUAAUCCCACCAACUGCUGGUGCCAUGGGAAACAUAAUCUCAUCGGCUAUAAUGGUUCCUAAAGAGCUUAUCACUCAGAGAAUGCAAGUUGGAGCUGGUGUUAGAUCAUAUCAAGUUUUGCUUCAAAUUCUUGAGAAAGAUGGGAUCUUGGGGCUUUACGCUGGUUACUCUGCUACAUUGUUAAGGAAUUUACCUGCAGGGGUACUAAGUUACUCGUCUUUUGAGUACCUUAAAGCUGCGGUUUUGGAGAAAAUGCAGCAGAACAAUCUUGAGCCUUUGCAGAGUGUUUGUUGUGGGGCAUUGGCUGGUGCUAUAUCUGCUUCGAUAACGACGCCAUUAGAUGUGGUAAAGACAAGGCUGAUGACACAGAUUCACGUCGAGGCAGCCAGCGAACUAGGCGCUGCUAUGUAUACCGGCGUGGCUGGGACAGUGAGACAGAUACUAAAAGAGGAAGGUUUGGUUGGUUUUACGCGAGGAAUGGGUCCUCGAGUUGUUCACAGCGCUUGUUUCUCGGCAAUCGGGUAUUUUGCAUUUGAGACUGCUAGGCUUACAAUCUUGAAUGAAUAUUUGAAGAAGAAACAAGCUUCUGAAGCUACUCACGUUGUUACUGAUUCUUGA
This is a messenger RNA of Arabis nemorensis, 1200 nucleotides long. NCBI's taxonomy places the organism in Eukaryota, Viridiplantae, Streptophyta, Magnoliopsida, Brassicales, Brassicaceae. The record is from the annotation of a GenBank genome assembly.